Molecule: messenger RNA, 318 nt
Organism: Paraglomus brasilianum
Lineage: Eukaryota; Fungi; Glomeromycota; Glomeromycetes; Paraglomerales; Paraglomeraceae
Source: the annotation of a GenBank genome assembly
AUGUCCGAACAGCAAGCAAACAACAGCACCAACACCUCUCAGGCGGCAGACGACAAAAAAGAGGGUGCCGAGCAUAUUAACUUAAAAGUAGUUGGGAAUGACCAUAACGAAGUUUUCUUUAAAAUCAAGCGCACAACACAGCUGAAGAAGCUAAUGGAAGCUUAUUGUGAGAGACAAGGAAAGGCUAUGGCCUCUGUACGUUUCCUGUACGAUGGAGAGCGCAUACAAGCACAUCAUACACCUGCUGAGCUUGACAUGGAAGAUGGCGAUGCAAUUGACGUUAUGGUUGAACAAUUAGGUGGCGCAGUCUCAUUCUAA